AUGGAUGGUGGUAAUAGAAGCGACGGAGCCGAAAGUGGAGGAGGAUCUGUAGCAAUGGAAUCGACGGAGAUUCAACCUCCUCAGCCGCAGCCUGUGGCGGUUCUAACUGCAAACGCGCCUCCUCCGUUUCUCAGCAAGACCUAUGACAUGAUAGACGAUCCCGCUACCGAUUCGAUUGUCUCGUGGAGUUCUAACAACAACAGUUUCAUCGUAUGGGAUCCACCCCAGUUCGCUCAACAUCUUCUCCCCAAGAACUUCAAGCACAAUAACUUCUCCAGCUUCGUCAGGCAGCUCAAUACCUACGGUUUCCGGAAGGUUGACCCAGAUAGAUGGGAAUUUGCGAACGAAGGUUUCUUAAGAGGCCAGAAACACUUGCUAAAAUCAAUAACUCGGCGAAAACCUGCUCACACCCAUGUACAUGGACAUGGACUGCAGCAAUCUCAGCCCUCGAAUGGACAAAACCCAUCUGUUAGUUCAUGUGUUGAAGUUGGUAAAUUUGGUCUCGAAGAAGAAGUGGAGAGGCUUAAAAGAGAUAAGAACGUCCUUAUGCAAGAACUUGUCAGGCUAAGACAACAGCAACAAGCCACUGAUAACAACCUUCAAACGAUGGUUCAGCGUCUCCAGGGCAUGGAGAAUCGGCAACAACAACUAAUGUCAUUCCUUGCAAAGGCAGUACAAAGCCCUCAUUUUCUAUCCCAGUUCUUACAUCAGCAGAACCAGCAUAACGAGAGUAGUAGGCGAAUUAGUGAUACCAAUAAGAAGCGGAGGUUCAAGCGAGAUGGCAUUGUCAGUAGUAAGGAGUCUGCUUCUCCUGAUGGGCAGAUAGUGAAAUAUCAACCUCCAAUGCACGAGCAAGCAAAAGCAAUGCUCAAACAGCUUAUGAAGAUGGAACCUUACAAAACCGGAGACGAUGGCUUCCUUCUAGGUAACGGUACUUCUACUACGACACUAGGAACCGAGAUGGAGAUUUCAUCGAACAACAUAGCGGGUAUAACUCUUCAGGAGAUGCCAACAGCUUCUGAUAUGCAAUCAUCAUCACUGAGUGGAGCUACUCCUUCACUUGAUGAUCUAUCUCUACCCGAGUUUACUUCUGUAUUACCAGGGAAUAUCGUGGAGAUGCCUUCAGGGAAUUCCAUGGAACCAAACAUGGAAGAUUUUAGUUCUUUCCUAGAUUCGGAUCUGUUCAUCGAUGGUGAUUUACCCUUUGACAUUGACGACAUUCCGAGGGAUCCCGAUUUAGAACCUUCGGUUGAUGAAUACGCCUCACUCCUUGAAGACAUUCUUAUGUCAAGCCCUGUUCCAGAUGAUAUGAAUGUAACACCACUGGAUCUUAGUAACAAGGACAAUGAGACAGAGCAGAAACAAAAUAGAGGGGACGAUACUAAACAUAUGGAUAAUCUGACUCAACAAAUGGGUCGCCUCUUGCCUGAAACCUUAGAUCUCUCAAGGAAACAUCCCUGAUUUUGGAAAUUUUGAAAGUCUAUUGAGGUAACACCAACCUACUCUGUUCCUUGAGAGCAGCAUAUCAUUUCAUUCACAUCAUUUUUGUUCUUCUUUCUUAUAUCAACUUGUAACUUUCCUUACAACUCGUCAUUUACACUCUACAAAGGUGUGUUAGAUCUGAGUCGAAGUUUAAAUCUAUUGUUGAAUGCAUGGCCUAUUUGUUAGAAGAGUUAAAUGAGGUCAACUGAAUAUCUUUCAUUUGAUUUAUUGUUUGCCAUUGUUAGUCCUUCAUUGCAUCUUUAU
Messenger RNA from Eruca vesicaria subsp. sativa (arugula), 1746 nucleotides. Lineage: Eukaryota; Viridiplantae; Streptophyta; Magnoliopsida; Brassicales; Brassicaceae. The record is from the annotation of a GenBank genome assembly.